Hemicordylus capensis (graceful crag lizard) is the source of this 4826-nucleotide messenger RNA. RefSeq names its product myosin binding protein C3 (gene MYBPC3). Bases 29 to 3847 code for a protein of 1272 amino acids. NCBI's taxonomy places the organism in Eukaryota, Metazoa, Chordata, Lepidosauria, Squamata, Cordylidae. The record is from RefSeq and is a predicted model, not a curated record. Gene Ontology annotation, molecular function: protein binding. The transcript has 34 exons.
UUGUUGCAGAAAAAAGGAACAGCAGCAGAUGUACUCAACAAGGACUGAUUACAUUUCUUCAGCAUUCACCAAGAAACCAAGGACAACAAAUGUUGUAGCAGGAGGUGUGGCUGUUUUUGAAGCUGAGACAGAGAAAACUGGCAUCAAGGUGAAGUGGCAGCGUAAUGGUGUAGAAAUGACUGAAAGCGAGAAAUAUGUCAUCAAAUCAGAGGGGAACAAGCAUUCAUUGACCAUUAAUAAUGUUGGAAAAGAGGAUGAUGUGAUGUAUGCAGUAAUUGCUGGAAGUUCCAAAGUCAAGUUUGAACUCAAAGUCAAUGAACCAGAGAAGAUGGAAGAGGUCCCUACUGAAACGUCUCCUGAACCAACUGUCUCAAAUGUAUCUCCAGUGGCAGAUGCUGGGCCUACAGUUAACCUUCCAGCUCCAUCUACUGAAGUCCAGCAGGAAAUCACUGUGGAUCCUGUUGGUGUCUUUGUGACUCGACCCCAGGAUGGAGAAGUGACUGUGGGGGAGAAUAUCACAUUCACCGUCAAAGUGGCAGAAGAAAGUCUGCUGAAGAAGCCGUCAGUGAAGUGGUUCAAGGGAAAGUGGAUGGACCUAGGAAGCAAAGUGGGGAAACAUCUCCAGCUUCAUGAUGCUUACGACCGAAAUAACAAGAUUUACAUUUUUGAAAUGAACAUUAUCGAAGCAAAGCCUACCUAUGCAGGGGGAUAUAGGUGUGAAGUAACUACCAAGGACAAGUUUGAUAGCUGUAAUUUCAACCUCAUUGUCCAUGAGGCACCUGCAGUGGGAGAUAUAGACAUCCGCUCAGCAUUCCGACGGACGAGCAUGGUAGGAGGAGGGAGACGGAUGACUUCAGCCUUCUCCAGUGUGGAUGGACAUGAAGAAGGCAGAGAAUUGGAUUUCAGUACCUUGCUCAAAAAGAGCAGCUUCUUGCGCUCAGUACAUCGUGAUGCAAAAACUGAAUCACAGCCAGAAAUUGAUGUCUGGGAAAUCCUUCGGAAUGCUCCUGCAUCAGAAUAUGAAAAAAUUGCUUUCCAGUAUGGCAUCACUGACCUGCGAGGGAUGUUGAAACGCCUCAAACGUAUGAAAAAGGAGGAAAAGAAAAGCACAUCCUUUGUCAAGAGGCUGGAUCCUGCCUAUCAGAUUGAUAAAGGACAGAAGAUCAAAUUAAUGGUGGAACUUGCUAACCCAGAAGAUGAAGUGAAGUGGCUAAAGAACGGGCAAGAGAUCCAUGUGAGCGGCAGCAAAUAUAUUUUUGAGGGCCUUGGAAAUAAGAGGUUUCUGACCAUCAACCACUGCUCACUAGCCGAUGAUGCGGCAUAUCAGUGUGUGGUUGGUGAGGAAAAGAGUUUCACGGAACUGUUUGUGAGAGAGCCCCCAGUACUGAUUACUCAUUCACUAGAGGACCAGGUGGUCAUGGUUGGAGAAAGAGUGGAGUUUGAAGUUGAAGUGUCCGAAGAAAGUGCUGCUGUGAAAUGGGAAAAGGAUGGAAUGGAGCUGACCCGGGAAGAGGCAUUCAAGUAUCGAUUCAAAAAUGAUGGGAAAAAGCAUUACCUCAUCAUUAAUGAAUCCACCAAGGAGGAUAAUGGACACUACAAAGUGAAGACUAAUGGAGGGGAAUCGGUUGCUGAAUUGAUUGUACAAGAGAAGAAGCUGGAGGUGUACCAGAGUAUUGCAGACCUGACAGUGAAGGCACGGGACCAGGCCAUCUUCAAGUGUGAGGUUUCUGAUGAAAACGUGAAAGGCAUCUGGUUGAAAAAUGGGAAGGAGGUGAUCCCAAAUGAGAGGAUCAAAAUCUCUCAUAUUGGCAGGAUCCAUAAGCUAACCAUUGAUGAUGUAACCCCAGAAGACGAAGCUGAUUAUUCUUUUAUUCCUGAAGGAUUUGCAUACAAUCUCUCAGCCCACCUUCGGUUUUUGGAAAUUAAGAUUGACUUUGUGCCAAGACAAGAACCCCCCAAAAUCCAUCUAGACUGCAUGGGACAGACUCCUGACACCAUUAUUGUAGUGGCUGGAAACAAACUGCGAUUGGAUGUCCCUAUAUCAGGAGAUCCUGUACCCACGGUGAUCUGGCAGAAAGUAAACAAGAACAAGGACGUAGUGCUAAUAAAUGACAAAUCCACUGAUCCUAUAGGCACAAGUGGAAAUUUGAGUGACGACAACAAGCUCCUUACUGAUUCUGAAGGCAGAGUUCGUGUGGAGAUGUAUGAAGACCACUGUGUGUUCACCCUUGAAGGAGCUGAGAAGGAAGAUGAGGGGGUCUACAGAGUUAUGGUUAAGAACGCAGCAGGAGAAGAUACAGCUGACAUCACUGUCAAAGUUAUUGACGUACCUGACCCACCUGAGGCUCCCCAAGUCACCAAUGUUGGUGAAGACAGCUGCACGGUGCAGUGGCAGCCUCCGAAAUGUGAUGGAGGACAGCCAGUCCUGGGCUAUAUCUUAGAAAGAAAGAAGAAAAAGAGCUACAGGUGGAUGAGACUGAACUUCGACCUUCUGAAGGAUCUGUCCUAUGAAGCAAAGAGAAUGAUUGAAGGAGUUGUUUAUGAGAUGCGCAUUUAUGCAGUAAACUCUGUGGGCAUGUCCCGGCCUAGUCCUGCCUCACAGCCCUUCAUGCCAAUUGCCCCUCCAAGUGAGCCAACACAUUUUACAGUGGAAGACAUUUCCGACACUUCGGUGACUUUGAAGUGGAGACCCCCUGAACGGAUUGGAGCAGGAGGCCUGGAUGGCUAUAACAUUGAGUACUGCAAAGAAGGAUCCACUGAAUGGAUUCCAGCUCUUCAUGGCCUAACUGAGCGCACCUCUGUCAUGCUCAAAAAUUUGGUCACAGGAGACAAACUGUAUUUUCGCAUCACUGCCAUAAACCUAGCUGGUAUAAGUCCCCCAGCAGUUACCAAAGAGCCAAUUACAAUCCGAGAAAUCUUGCAACAUCCCAAAAUCUGGUUGCCACGCAAUCUCAGACAGACCCUGAUGAAGAAAGUUGGAGAUACAAUCAACAUUGUAAUUCCUUUUCAGGGUAAACCUAGGCCUAAAGUUACUUGGACAAAGAAUGGUCAGCCACUAGACUCCAAGGAAGUGGGAAUUCGAAACAGCAACACAGACACAAUCCUGUUUAUCAGAAAAGCUGAACGCCAUCACUCUGGAGUAUAUCAAGUAGAGGUGCAAAUAGAAAACAUGACAGAUAAGGUUGAUAUUACCACACAGAUCAUGGACAAGCCUGGCCCUCCUCAGAAUGUGAAGAUUGUGGAUGUGUGGGGCUUCAACGUUGCGCUGGAAUGGAAACCACCUCAGGAUGAUGGCAAUGCUCAGAUCACAGGAUAUACAGUCCAAAAGGCAGACAAAAAGACAAUGGAAUGGUAUACUGUGUUUGAUCACUAUCGCCGCACAAAUUGUGUCGUAUCAGACUUAAUAAUGGGAAAUGAAUACUAUUUCCGGGUCUUUAGUGAAAAUCUGUGUGGACUGAGUGAAAAUGCUGCAACUACCAAAAAUUCUGCCUACAUUAAGAAAACAGGCACAGUUUACAAGCCACCAAACUACAAAGAGCAUGACUUCUCAGAAGCACCGAAAUUUACUCACCCGCUAUCAGAUCGCUCUGUGGUUGCUGGGUACAAUGCCACCCUCAGCUGUGCUGUAAGAGGAAGCCCAAAGCCCAAAAUCUUCUGGUUCAAGAACAACGUGGACCUUUCUGGAGAUGCCAAAUAUCGCAUGUUUAGUAAACAUGGAGUGCUGACUCUCGAAAUCCGAAAGCCCAGCCCAUUUGAUGGAGGACUUUACACCUGCAAAGCUGUGAAUGAAUGUGGUGAAGCUGAAAUCGACUGCCGGCUGGAGUGCCACAGUAGAACUCUGAACUAAUGGUUGUCAGCACGUCCAGAUCAAACUGGAAUCACUGAAGGAAAAAGUAAUUAAGAGAUAAUCCUAGUUAAUUGAAUGUUUUUGCUUGUUUUUUAAAGGGCCAUGUUUAAAUAGGUGUACACACUAGAGAGAAGUUAAUAUUGAGCUGCAAACGUAAGAUCAGGAAAUCUUGCAAAACAAAAUUUCCUCUGCUUGAUCAAAAACUCCUGACAUCUUUAUCUAGAUCAGGGCUGCAAAACUUUGGCCCUCCUGCAGAUGUUGGACUACAGCUCCCAUUAUCCCUGACUAUUGGUCACUGUGGUUUGGGAUUAUGGGAGUUAUAGUUCAAAAACAGCUGGAGGGCUGAAGCUGUGCAUUCCUGAUCUAGAUGUUCACACAGACCUCUUAUUUGCAAGGACUUCUCCAUUCAGCCCAAUGGAGGUACCCUAUCUACACCUGUUCUUGUGGUCAGAAUCCAUGGAUAUCAUCUUGAGGACAGGGCAACUCUAUACAUGCCCAUUAUGAGUCACUAAACCUUAGCAAUAAACUCCUCUCCUGGAGAGUCACUUGAUCAGCACCAAAGUAUCAGAGGCAGUGGAAACAUCAACAUCCUAGGUCAUCACUUUUGACUAUUUAUUGAAUAUUUUAAUUCCAAGAUUUAACUGAUAACAUAGUUUUCUUCACAAAACCCAUUCUGACAGUUCUGUUGUCACACUGGAAAUUAUGAGAAAGCUUUGUUUUUCUCCCUAAAAAAUAGAUAGCUUAGAAUCUGCACAUUCAGAAAAAGUUUUAGAAGCAUUUGUCUACUUUUCCGAACACAAUUGUAUCAUUACCUGUUGCUAUUUAUAUCAGUUAAUCAUAGUGAAUGCUGUAAAAUCCAUGCCCAUUUUAGAAAGUACAGAGCAACUCAGAGGCAACAGACUGAAAGAGGAAGGUUUACGGAUGUUAGAGCUCUGUCUUACACUUUGUACGUUAUAAUAAAGACACAGUAAAAUUUGCA